GUCACCAAUCGCGGAACGUUUUAUCGCAAACUAGUUUCAGUUUCGAAAGAACCAAAUCCAGACAAGAAGGUUGUGUCUGAAUUCGCCGAGGGAAGAGAGGGAGCGAGCGAGAUAGAUUUGUAAGGAGGAGACGAGUGUGAAAGAGAGAGAGAUAGAGAGAGAUUAAGAGGGUGUGGGGAGAGAGAAGAGAGGUUUUGUGAGUUUUGUAAGGGUUUCAAAUCCUAAUCCAGAUCUCGUUGCUCAUCUCAUCUGAUGGAAAGGAAGCUUGUGGUGCUGGGGAUCCCGUGGGAGAUUGAUUCAGAUGGGCUUAAGGAUUACAUGUCCAAAUUUGGUGACUUGGAGGAUUGUAUCGUCAUGAAGGAUCGAUCAACCGGAAGAUCUCGUGGAUUUGGAUAUGUCACUUUUGCUUCAUCUCAAGAUGCUAAGGAGGCUUUGAAAGGUGAACACUUUUUAGGCAACAGAAUCUUGGAAGUUAAAGUUGCUACACCCAAGGAAGAGAUGAGACAGCCUGCAAAGAAGGUGACGAGGAUCUUUGUUGCUCGUAUCCCUCCUUCCGUCUCUGAAUCUGAUUUCCGAAGACAUUUUGAAAAGUAUGGCGAAAUCACUGACUUAUACAUGCCUAAGGACCACAAGUCCAAGGAACACCGAGGAAUUGGGUUUAUCACAUUCGCUACUUCUGAUUCAGUGGAGGAACUGAUGGAAGACACACAUGAUCUGGGAGGCACAACGGUUGCUGUUGAUCGAGCAACACCAAAGGACGACGAUCAUCCUAGGCCGCCACCUCCAGCUGCUAGAAUGCCUCGCCCACCCGUGGCUGUUGCAGCAGGUGGGUUUGGAGCUCCAGGUGGUUACGGAGCUUACGAUGCUUACAUCUCUGCAGCUACAAGAUACGCUGCUCUCGGUGCUCCUACCCUCUAUGACAAUGCCGCUUCCUUCUAUGGAAGAGCUGAACCAACGAGGGGAAUAGGUAACAAGAUCUUUGUUGGACGCCUUCCUCAAGAAGCAUCCGUUGAUGAUCUCCGUGACUACUUCGGUAGAUUUGGCCGUAUUCAAGAUGCCUAUAUUCCAAAGGAUCCAAAGAGAAGUGGACAUAGAGGUUUCGGAUUCGUUACCUUUGCUGAGAACGGUGUUGCGGAUCGUGUAGCCAGGAGAUCUCAUGAAAUAUGUGGACAAGAGGUAGCAAUAGAUUCAGCAACACCUCUUGAUGAAGCUGCUGGACCUAGCGGCGCUGGUGGUGGAGGAGGUUCUUCUUCUUCUCGUCCUGAACAUUUUGGUGGUUACGCUGGAGGUGGUCCAAUGCGCACUUUUGGUCGAAUGUAUGGAGGAGGCAUGAGCUUGGACGAUUGGGGAUAUGGAGUACCGAGCGCAAGACCAUCAAGAUCAGACUGGAGGUACCGCCCAUACUAAUGCCACCACCAGACAACAGACAAAAGACAUUAUCCUUUAGCUCUUGCUUUGUUGUUUUAUUAAUCUUCACUCAUCAAAUACAUUAAAACUAUUUUACUUGUUAUUGGUGAGAACCUGCUUUGUUGUUGUUGAAACAUAUAAAGAGCUUUACAAGAACAA
Molecule: messenger RNA, 1566 nt
Organism: Raphanus sativus (radish)
Lineage: Eukaryota; Viridiplantae; Streptophyta; Magnoliopsida; Brassicales; Brassicaceae
Exons: 12
Coding region: 253-1407 (384 amino acids)
Molecular function (GO): RNA binding
Source: RefSeq, a predicted model, not a curated record